AUCUCGAGAAGGAGAAACGCGAAAACACAAAACGCGACCACGAAGCGUAGCUACAGGCGAGCUAGACAAACAACUCCAGAGGCAUAAACCAUGUCGGCCCUCGCAGCAUCAGACGACGAACAGCUUUCUCCAAAAGAACAACAAGUUCUCGCUGAAUACGAACGUCUGGUAGACAACCUCGCGCAACUCAACAAGGCCGUUCAUACACUCUCGCAAAUGCCAGCAACGCAACUUCUGGAUAAUCUACGCGUUGUUGAGCGCAAGACGGGGUUGGUUUUUACGUUGUUCAGGUCGAGUGUCUGGCAAAUCUUGGCGGAGCAGACGAAUCUCAAUAUAGAUGAGUCGAUGGAAGAUUGAAGGGCGCGUCUGGGUUUGGAUGAACCAACGCAGGCAACGGUACAAUACCGUGCACAAGUACGCAACUGGCAUCAGGAACUGGUAGAUCGCGCUCUGUGUCGCAGAGACGCGCGCGCCAUGCUAGGACGCGCAAGAAGGGUGAAAGACUCAAUGUCAGACCAAAGUGAAGCCACAAGCGACGCACCGCGCUUCGCGUCAUGACUUUGCGCUGCACUGGAGGCUGGAGCUCUCUGCAUACGAAAGGAAGGGCAACACGUUGCAACAGACUACAAAUAGGUGGCGGUCAAGUGUUUGCUUUCACCUGCAUAGAUCCAUACAACGUCUGCGAGGCUUCCAUUGCCGGAGAGCACACCAACGGAC
Messenger RNA from Protomyces lactucae-debilis, 717 nucleotides. RefSeq names its product DASH complex subunit Dad3-domain-containing protein. Lineage: Eukaryota; Fungi; Ascomycota; Taphrinomycetes; Taphrinales; Protomycetaceae. The coding region runs from base 91 to 357 and encodes 88 amino acids. The transcript has a single exon. Gene Ontology annotation, cellular component: DASH complex; mitotic spindle. The record is from RefSeq and is a predicted model, not a curated record. Gene Ontology annotation, biological process: attachment of spindle microtubules to kinetochore.